CCACCCUCCCCCUCCGCCUGUAUAGUUGUAUACACUUCACUCUCCUCGACAAACUCCUCACCUUCCUUCUACUCCAUCUCUCAUCAUGCGCACCUUCGCCAAUGCUCUCCUGGGCUUUGCCCUUCUCGCCAUACAGGUCCGCGCCGACUACGCCUUUGUCCAGUGUGCCGGCCCCCUCCUCGUAACCAACCUCCUCACUGGUCUCGUCAACGUCGUCACCACCGCUUUGUCUCCCGCCAACUCGGUGACUGGAUGCCCCACAUACUGCCAGGGAACUGCAGGAACAACCUACUCGAUUUGGCAGCCGGGCAUCGUUGGUCUCCUCUCAAACUGCUACUGCACCAACUUGCAGCCCACCGCUUUUUACACUACCGCUGGAACGAACGCCAACGGAGUCUGCGGCAUUGCUACCUACACCAUCAACUAUCUCGACGCACCCGCCGACCUUCUCGACUUCACGGGCUGCACCACCGGCAGUGUUCCCGGACUUGGCUCGCCCGCAGCAUUCCAGACCACUGACGCCGACUCUUGCUUCGUCGCCUGCCAGUCGUACAAGUAUCUCAUCAUGACUCCGAACCUCGUCGGCACCCAGUUUACCUGUCAAUGCGCCAGCUUCCUCACCCCCGGCACCUCUGCCACCUGCAACCGUAAUGUUCAGAACAUUUACAACAAUCCCAACAUUGCUGCCUCCGGUGAAGCCGCCCGCAAGCGGCGCCAGCUCGCCAUGCAGAAGCGUCUUGCCGAGAACAACUCUCCCUGUCUCCGUGGCUCUGAUGCGUGUCUCCUCCCCGGCUCGGCCCACGCUUGGGAAUGCUCCGACACGAGCACUGACCUCGAGAACUGCGGAGGGUGCCUCUCUGGCUACUACGACCAGCCGCACCGCAAUGCUACCGGUGUCGACUGCACUGUCGGAGCUGCCAUCGGAGGUGCCUCCUGCUCCAAGGGCGUCUGCAAGCAGUGGCGGUGCGCCCGCGGGUGGGUUCUUGAGGGCGAGCGAUGCGUGCGCAAGUUUGGCACCAACGAGGAGCGUCGUCGUCGCUAGACUUGGUUGAGGACAAAGUAUUCUCAUAGAUACCCAGCACAGCAUUGGACAUUGAGCAGUCUGUUUCGGUAUUUGGUUCAUGGAAACAUGCACAUAUAAUGCGCA
Molecule: messenger RNA, 1147 nt
Organism: Cutaneotrichosporon oleaginosum
Lineage: Eukaryota; Fungi; Basidiomycota; Tremellomycetes; Trichosporonales; Trichosporonaceae
Source: RefSeq, a predicted model, not a curated record